CUCCUCACCCCACCCUAAAUCCAGACAGGUAAGUGCAAGUGAGCACUAAUCUAUCAUCAGUUAGUGCUGACAGCGAGGACUGAACAAGUUCCGAACACUCACUCAACCUGCAGGCAGAACAAAAGGUUUCACUGCUGACAUCAGAGAAAGUUUGAACAGCCAAUAAAAAUGGGGCGCGAGUUCCGAGCCAUCAUUCUCCUUUCCUGCUUGUGCCUGAUUGGUCAGACGGCAGGUAAAUUUAUAAUAGGGAAACGUGGAGAAUAUGAUAAAGGCUCAAAAGAGGGGGCAGGAAUAUGUCGGGGUUGGGAAAAUGAUCUAAGGAACAAUCUCAGCGCUCCAGGAAAUAUCACGGAUUAUCUUAAAAACCUUAAUGAGACUAUCAGGAAUCUGAAUCCACGUUGUGUCCAGACAUUCAGUCUUAAUGUCACCCCUUCCAAUUUGGUGGAGCUGAUGAAACUCUUAAAUGUGAAAUAUGAUUACCUUAAGCCAGGUACCAGGAAGCAGAUUUAUAAGUGGGUUGAAAAAAUUUAUACAAAGAUGUCAGGACCUGGAAUGAGCACCUGGAAACCCAAACCUAAUGAGAGAAAAACAGGAAAGCCAACCAAUAAUUACAACGAAGAGAAAGGCAAGGGUAAAGGCAAAAACCAUUGGAUCACCCUUGAAGUCCUGAACAUACUUGGCCAUUUCAUUGUCCAAGCCCCUACCUCCAUUCUCAAGAACAUUGCCGGAGGUAAAGAUAGUACGAUAUGUCAGUUUUUCAACACUUCUUCUGACCUUUUGGACAAACUGUUUGAUCUUACACCCGUGCAAGCUCGCAUAUUCUUAAAAGGACUUGAUGAAUGUGCCAAUAUUGACAUCAUGAAUGAAACAGUAAUUGCCAACCUUGGUCAGCUAGUGUGUUUCUAUCCUGUCAAGCAACUGAAAUCACUUAAUGAGAUAGCAAGAACUGCUUUGCAGAACAAACUGCUCAACUGCACAAGGAAUAUAAAGAAUAUCUACCAGGUCCUGGUGGAGGUUUUUGCUGUCAACAUUUCAAGUGCUGAAAAUCUAAAAAAGCUGGGAGCUGCUGCGGUUGGGCUUAAAGUCAGUCAAUUGUCCAAUCUUUCGAGUGAGAUUGUUGCAGGUGCUGUCAGUGAACUGAAAAAGGUCAAAGGAUGGUCCAAAGGCCAAAUCAAAGCCAUUGUCAGAAAAUAUCAGAAAAAUGAAAAUGUCACAGCUGACAAAUUGAAGAAUCUAGGGGUUCUGGCCUCUGGUGUUAGUGCAAAUACAUUUGAAAAGCUCAAUGGCCAGAAAUUCCUAGAAGUCUUUUCUGAAAAGGAUGUGGCAGAAUCCUUGAACUUCAUGUUGCCAGUACAGAAGAAAUCUAUCAUGAAAAUGAUCUUGCAGUCAGUGAAGAUUGAUUCAGCUCUGGAAUCACUUCCAGAUUUAUUGGUGCCACAAGUUCCAGUAAGAAAACUGGAAAAGGCUGGCAGCAUCAUUAAUUUAGACUUCUUGAGCAAGGACAAGCCUUGGAACAAGGGUCAGUCUGUUGCCGUCAUUAAUCGUGUUAAAGACCAACUCAAUGAUGUUAAAAAUAUGAGUAAACUGAAGGCUGUUGUCAAAGGAAUUCCAUGUAGCCUCAUUAACUCACUGAAUCCUGAUGUGGUGAAGGCACUUGCAAAUAAUCCCCUUGUUUCGAGUAAUCAGAUUCGCUGCUUUUCCGUCAAAUAUUUUAAAGAGCAGAAGACCAGCAGACCAAAUUAUUUCAGCAACCUGACACUAGAAGAUAUUAAUGAAUUCCUGGACUCAUACAUGAUUUUUCAACCGGAUAUUAAGGAAUUGAAACUCAUUCCACGAGGUUUGUGCUCUAACAUGGUUGAGCUCAUAAGCCAGGCCAAUAUUACAAUGCUACCUCGAAGCUCACCCAGACGUAAAGAACUUCUCGAUUAUUCCACCAAUUGCCUGAAUUUGACUGCAUCCUCAAUGACAGGGGAACAAGGUGACAGUUUGGGAUUCCUGGUCUGUGAAUUUAGUCCUGAAGAUAUUAACAACUUUAACGACACCGCGUUCCUUGCAAUUGUCGAUCAACUUCGAGAAUGUGGACAAUUUGACAAAGGGAAGAAAAAUGCUCUGAGACAGAAGAUCCUGUCAGCCUAUCCGCCUCUCUCAAACUGGACAGUUGAUGAACUCACUGAGUUGCGUACCUUGCUAGCAGUUCUACAACCUGAUGAUUUUAAAUCAAUUCCCAACAAUGAUGACAUCCAAACGGCACUGAAGGAAAUCCUCUCCAAUCACAAGUCUGUUAAGGAUUCUAACCUUCCUGAUUUUAACAACUCUCCUGACCUCUCUUUACUUUAUAAAAAACGCUUCGAUAUUCUGAACAACACCUCUGGGAACAACAGGAGAAAAUGGGCUGCAGAUUGUACAAAACGUCCCACCUUAGAGGAAAUUGAAAACCUUGGUCAAGCAAACAAAUUGUGGGCUGCUGAACAAUUGAGUUGCAUUUCAGUUGAAGACUUCAUAAAUUCGCUGGACACACUGACUGAGGUCACAGGCUUCAACAAUACUCAGCUGAGAGCAUUAGCAUCGAAGGCCCUGGAGGCUUACGGCAUGGAUAUCACAAACGACGAGCUCGCCUCUCUGGAAAAGAUUACACUUGGCUUCAGUGAAGAUGAAGUAAAGAAGCAUUUCACUAAACCUGAUAUCGAUACUAUUGGUGCAAUCUCAGAAUACAAGGAUUGGGCCAGCAUUGAGUAUUCCUCACGAGCCGAGACCAUCAUGAAGAACUUUUUGGGUGAGCGACAAUGCAGUGCAGUCAGUGGCACAGAGCUGGUGGCUAUGGGCUAUUUCCUUUGUAGCUGUUGGCCAGAUCAGAUCAAGAAAAUUAACGUGACAGCCUACAGUGCUGCUGCCAAGGAUGUUGGGAAUGUGAUGUGUCCUAAGACAGAGACUCUAGUUGCUUUGAAGGAAAAGGCAGUGGAGGCAUUUCCCAAAGUGGGAAGUUGGACUGGUGCAGAUUUACAAGAGAUGGGAGUAGUAGCAGCUGGGCUCAGUGCUGAAGAAGUGGCCAAACUGAUGACAUCUGCAGUAUCAUUCUUGACUCCAGAAGCUGUCUCCCGGUUCCCUCCGAAAGUCUUUUCGGCUAUGAAUGUGGAGCAAUUGAGAAAUUUGGGGCCACAAAAUUAUGGUGCUGUAACUGAAACACAGAAAAGAGAAUUGUCAAAGGAAAAGCUUGAUGCCUUGAAUGAAAAUGCAGGAUAUGCACGAGUCAUUGGUGGUGCAGGCUGUAUCUACUGGAACCCUGUGAUGAUGCUGACCCUUCUGGUUCUCAGCUUGACAGCGGCACUUCAUUAAAAUGUGAACUAAAGAAUUGGGAAAUUCACUGUUGCUGAGAGUGAUGCCAAGCAAAGCCCAAAUGCAAUUACCCAUUGAAGUUUCAGGUUAAAAAUAAUACAAUUAUAAAGACCGUAGAUUCCUGCCCAUUGACAUUACUGAGAUAAUUGGCCAACCACAUAAAAUGCUGUAGAUAAAGAAAUGGAAUUUCUCACUAAAUCUAUUAAAACUGAUAAUAUCAAUACAUUCUGUUGGCAGCUUCUACUUUAAUUUUAAAUGUCAGUCAGCUCAAAUCUUGCUGGAAGGUGUGAUCGGCAAAAUGGUGAUAGCCAGUUUGUCCAAGAAACUUGUUCAUUAUGGUUUAUAGAACUUAUGACUUGAAGUGCAGGGGGCUAUUUUUGCUCAUAAGUAGUAUCCGGCUGAUGUUACAGUCAGCAUGUGAUAGGGAAUAGAAGGCGUAAGUGUAGUGAUCACUGCUGGUUUGCUGUUCUAUUAACCUUUCGAUGGGGACAGAGAUCAUGUAAUGCAGAAGGUAAAUGGCUGUAUAAAUAAUACUUGGUCUAUAUGAUCUCCUAGUCUUGAUUGCUUGAGGGAGCUGAGUCUUUUUUUGCCUCUUCCAGGAGGUUUUCCAGCUGUGCUGGGUGCGCGGGAUGAGGUGGGGCA
Messenger RNA from Carcharodon carcharias (great white shark), 3975 nucleotides. RefSeq lists its product as uncharacterized. The transcript has 25 exons. Bases 169 to 3333 code for a protein of 1054 amino acids. NCBI's taxonomy places the organism in Eukaryota, Metazoa, Chordata, Chondrichthyes, Lamniformes, Lamnidae. Gene Ontology annotation, cellular component: cell surface. Gene Ontology annotation, biological process: cell-matrix adhesion. The record is from RefSeq and is a predicted model, not a curated record.